AAUCAACCGGCUUGCCUGUCCCUUCUUCGGUCAACAAAACACACUCCUUCUUCACCAACGGUCGCCAGCUUCGACCUCGCGUACAAACCCAGCUGUUGUUCAUCCAAUCCCACCAACAACAACUGCAUCACUUUCCUUUUUCGCGUCUUUGACAGACCGAACAACCAGCAAACCCAUCACUCCUUCCGUGUGUAUCCAACGAUAUCCACUCACCCUCCUUCCAAGGCCCGGAACCUCAUCUCUCCAGCCCUCUUCGACUCUUUUCAAGAAAGGAACCACCAACAGCUCUCCCAUUCACAAGCAACUUGCCCUAUCAAACUCACCGCAACGCAUUAACGUUUGGUACCACCCAUCAUCUAUCAACAACCGCCAAGAUGUACACCAAGAAGGCUGUUUCUGUCGUCGCCUCGCUUGCCCUCGCCAAGCAGGCCCUGGGCUUCAACGCUCAUCGCCACAUGCAUGCAGACAAGCGCGACAUGAAGGUUGACAUUGUCACCCACUGGGUCACUGUCACUGUAAUCGAGGGCCAGUCGGUGCCUGCCAGCACUCCCACUCCCACUCCUGCUCCCCAGCCCGAGGUCCCCGAGGUCCAGUACACCCCGACCACCACUUCCACCUCCAUUGUCGUGGUCCCGACCCCAACUCCCAUCAUUGCUGCCCCCAGCACCACCCUCCUCACUUCGGUUGCCCCCCAGGCCUCCUCUUCUCAGCCUCCCGUUGUCGAGCAGGCCAAGGUCGUUGCUGCCAGUGUCAGCUCCACUACCGGUGGCAAGCGCGGUGUCGCCUACAACGAUGCCACCAAGGUCAACCCCUUCUUCUCCGGCUCUUGCAAAGAGUGCUCCUGGGCCUACAACUGGGACUCGAGCGACAACGGCCUCUCCGCCUCGGGCGUUGACUUCGUUCCCAUGCUCUGGGGCCCUAUCGACAUCCACACUGCCCGCUGGACCCAGAACGCCGACGCCUCCAUCGCCAAGGGCUCUACUCAUAUCCUGAGCUUCAACGAGUGCGACAUGCCCUCCCAGUGCAACCUUGACGCCGGUUCCGCUGCCGCCGCUCACAUCAAAUACGUUAACCCCUAUGCCGGCAAGGUCAAGAUCGGCGCCCCCGCCAUCACCAACAGCAACAUUGCCGGCCAGGGUCUCGACUGGCUCAAGUCGUGGGUGUCUGCUUGCGACACCGCCGGUUGCUCCUACGACUUCUGCGUCACCCACUGGUACUCCCCUUCCGACGCCGCCUCCACCCUCUUCGACCACAUCAAGUCGGUCCACGAGAUCUGCAAUGGCAAGCCCGUCUGGCUCACCGAGUUCGCCCCCUUUGGCACCACCGAGCAGAUCACCAGCUUCGUCCAGACCAACAUCCCCAAGCUGGACAGCCUCGAGUAUCUUGAGCGCUACUCCUACUUCAUGGCCAGCGACGGCGUUCUCAACUCGGGCUCCGGCCUUAGCGCUCUUGGCCAGGCCUAUGCCUCGGCGUAAGUCGGCUGAAGCAAUGAUGGUCAAGUUUCGAUUCUGGCACACGUUCUAUUUCAUGGGCGAGCAACCAUGUUUAUUUCGAGGCCAUCGGGCUUUUGGGGUGGAUAUGCCUCUCUGAAAGUGGAUGAACACUUUCUUUUGUUUUUCUUCUGCUGUACAUACAGUUACUCUUUUUUCUUCAGGACUCUCGCUUUUCGCAUUCAGGGGUGGUCACUCGCUGAAUCUCUCUCCCAAAUGGAUGGUUUCUUCUUUUUUUUUCGAGUCGGGUUUGGCUCAAGGGAUACCCGACACAAGCAAUGGUGUUUGCGGACUUUUAGAAACAGGGAAAAUAGGGCUCAAGGACGAUCCAAACGAGAUCCAAAAGGAUAGACUCACGAGCUACGAAUGAACACGCAAUGGAAUACCAGGCUGCUGAGGCCUGCUAUCACAUUAUAUAACUUUAGUGUCCCUACCCUUGAA
Messenger RNA from Colletotrichum destructivum, 1931 nucleotides. RefSeq names its product Putative glycoside hydrolase superfamily, asl1-like, glycosyl hydrolase catalytic. Gene Ontology annotation, cellular component: fungal-type cell wall. Bases 375 to 1475 code for a protein of 366 amino acids. The record is from RefSeq and is a predicted model, not a curated record. The transcript has a single exon. NCBI's taxonomy places the organism in Eukaryota, Fungi, Ascomycota, Sordariomycetes, Glomerellales, Glomerellaceae. Gene Ontology annotation, biological process: fungal-type cell wall polysaccharide metabolic process.